AUGCCGAACGAAACUCAUCACACGCUUCCUCUUCCCGGUGGGGUUGCGACUUUGAACGAUCACAGGAAUACGAACGGUUCGACUAGAAGGAAUUCCCAUGGCUUUAACGGUGGGCAGUCUAGACCUGGAGUUGCCUCCAGGACUAGUACCGCACCUCUGACAAAUGCUGCAGAUGCACGCGAUGAGUAUGUGUCUCUUACCAUACAGAGUUUAAUCCGCUCUGCUGAAGCAGUAGACCAUCUAGAUGAUGAUUCUCUCUAUGCUGUAUGCAAGAGGGCAGUUCAACAUGGCCGUCCUCGCUCCCAUGCUCACGCUGUUGCCUCUAUGACGCGAUCCAGAUCAACUCGAGCACGGCUUUCCUACGAGGAACUCCAUCAUUUAAUGGCUGCCACCAUUUCUGGCGUCGAAUUAUGUGACUUCAUCCCGGGACCGGUUACUACUAGUAGCGGCAAUAGUACUCCGAGUAGUACUACUAGUCGUAGUAGAAGAGCUCAGAAGGUACUUGUCAAUUUCUGCCCUAUGCCUAAGAUGCAUUAUUUCUACAACGCUCUUACACUGCCAGAGAUAUCGCAGAACUACUACGACGAUAUUUACCUCCGACCGAACGCUUGUCUGUCGAACUCUCAUACGGACUCCUCCCUGACUCAUCAUCAACAUCAUCAGCAUCGUCAUCGGGACGUGAGCAGUAGUAGUAAUGAUAAUGACUGCUGUACUAGUACUACUACGGGUAGCAGUACUACGGGUGGGAGGAGGCUAACUACAGUCAAAGGACUUGAAGGAGUUACUCCAUCCCCAUCUGCUACUCUACCCGACACGAACACUGUACAGGAGGUGGCUCCUUCCUCUACUACUUCAACACCGGACGCUAUAAUAAGUCGUGAAGGAGCAGUAGAGAAGAGUAGUGGCAGUCCCCGAUCGACCGCUACGGCUCCUACUGCUGGUAGUAGCAGUACCCAAGCCGNNNNUACGAUUUGGUCAUCUCUACCUACCCCUCCUAGCCCUGGACUAUAA
Perkinsus marinus ATCC 50983 is the source of this 1011-nucleotide messenger RNA. RefSeq lists its product as hypothetical. Bases 1 to 1011 code for a protein of 336 amino acids. NCBI's taxonomy places the organism in Eukaryota, Perkinsozoa, Perkinsida, Perkinsidae. The transcript has 6 exons. The record is from RefSeq and is a predicted model, not a curated record.